UCCGCGCGCCGGGCUUCCUUUGCCCCCGCCCCGCCCCACGUCUGUGGGAGGGGCCUAAGCAGCGUCCAUCGCCGCGGCCUCGGGCACCUGCCCGAACCCCUCCCUGUCCCCUCAGCGCCCUCCGGCGGGGACCGGAUCUCGCCCCGCUCGGCCUGGGUGCUCACUAUGACCUGCACAAUAGAGAAGAUCUUAACAGAUGCCAAGACCUUGCUUGAAAGGCUGAAGGACCAUGAUAAUGCAGCAGAGUCUCUCAUUGAUCAGUCUACUGUUCUCCAUAAACGGGUGGCAGCCAUGAAGGAGAUUGGAACGUCACUAUCAGAAAAGGUUAGUGCAGGAGACACCAUUCUUCUACGCAAAAGAGUUAUACAAAUGUAUGUUAUGCUUGGUAAAAGCGUCCCUUUGUUUUGCAAGUACCAAGAAGAUGCAACUGAUCUGAAGGACAUAUCUAAAUACAAACCUCACAUCUUGCUAUCACAAGAAAACACACAGAUCAGAGACUUGCAACAGGAAAACAGAGAGUUGUGGAUCUCCUUGGAGGAACAUCAAGAUGCUUUGGAACUUAUCAUGAGCAAGUACAGGAAGCAGAUGUUGCAUUUAAUAAUGGGAAGAAAAGAUGUGGAUGCUGAGCCAGUCCUAAAAGUGCAUGAGGCUCACUCUUCGGAAAUUGAGAAUCACGUAGACAGAAUCUGUGAGAUGGGGGAAGCAAUGAGAAAAGCUGUUCAGAUGGAUGAUGAUCAAUUCUGUAAAAUUCAGGAAAAACUAGCCCAGUUGGAGCUUGAAAAUAAAGAGCUGCGGGAGCUGUUAUCCAUCAGCAAAGAAACUAUCGAGGUGAGGCGAGAGGAGCUGCCUGACAUUGCAUCUCAAGCCACAAAAUAACUCUCUCUCCAAACGCUUGACUUUUCAAACUCUAUGGAAACCAACCACUGUACAGGAAAAUGUUUUAUCUUAGUUAUGUUUUAUUACUUCAUGUGUUUCCUGGUAUCCCUGUCUGAUGUCACCCUCUGAUGGCAAUGGUUUGCAUUGCUGCUCAGUCUUAACAGUAUUCAACAGCUUAACAAUGAGGCAUUUAUGCAGCUAUACUCCUUGCAAUUGUUUGUUUCCUCUCAUGAAGAAUGUUUCUGGAUCAGCCCCAAUGGGAGACAUCUAACUCUGUAGGCAGCAAUUCAAAUCCACUUUAGCAUUCUCACUUCAUCGGUGGUUACAGAGCAUUUUACAAGUUAUGAUUGUUUUUAAUCUAAUAGAUAUGAGUGAAAGCAUUUAUUGGAGAAGUUGUCUUGUAAAUAUUAAACAUCACACAUUUAAUUUUGCUUUAAAUAACUCUCCAAACAGUAUUUGGCUGGGUUAACAAUGUCACUUAGAUACAGACUCUCUGCUUUUUAUUGUAAACAGACCGAGAGAAUGGCAGAGCUGUAGUUGAGCAUGUUUUCUAGCUCUUGUGUUGGAAGGAGUGAACACACCCAAAGCCCAGAAUACUAGGUAAUGUUUAAAAGCAUCACUCUUAAUCCAGAAACAAUCAAUUUUUAAAUGCAGGCUUUCCAUCCCUGUUAGCAAGAAUUCAAAAGAUUUUUCAUGAAUUAAUACUAAACGUCUCAGUUCCAACACGAGUGUACUUAUUACUUCAUCCUCUUCUGUGAGUGAGGGUUCUGUUGGACACGGAUAUAGGCCUUAUGUUUUUGAGUGGAAGAGACUUCCUUCCCUCACCCCAGGACAUCUUUGGCAAGUGUGAGUUGGGUAGAGACAAGGGCUUUCUGGAAAGGAAAAUAAUGGGAGAAAAAUUAUCUCUUCUCCUUUCUUCCAUCUCAGUUGAAGAAUAAAUGAAAUAACCUAGUACGCUAUUUUUCUGAAGAACUCAGUGCUUUGAGACCAGACAGCAAACAGAGUAAUUAUUUAUCAUGGCUCUUGCUUUUAUGGCAACGUGUGCUGUGAGAUUGGCGUAAAUGCAUUCCACCUCAUGACACGACACGGGGUCGUACCACAGCUUGAUUAAGAUGUGGAGUUUAAGGAAUUGGAAGCUGAGCAGCAGUCGCCUUCUCAGACAGUCAUCGCUGAAAUCCUUACGAGGAAGAGGAGUCAAGAGGGUGCUGUUUUAAUGAGUACUUCUGCUAGUCCACUUUUCUAAACAUAAAUGUUCACUGUAGAAUCUGAGACCCUAAAUGUAGUGAGUGUGACUUAUUGCUGUUGGAGGGAUUUCCAGAAGAGCAUAAGAUGGCUUAACUCCCAUUGAAGUCAGUCAGUUAGGUGCCUAACUGUUGAAAAUCCAACCUUUCAUCACAGCCCCUGAACUUCAGUCCAAGAGCAAAAUACCUCCUUGUUGCUUCACUUUCCACAAUUGAUCUUCCCCAAUGGAAGUGCUGAGGAAUAAUUUGGCACCUUUCUACAUCCUGUAUGACCAUACUGCAACCACUAGGAACUGGGAUCCUGAGUACAGAAUGUGGAAUUGACAGGAAAACUGCUGCUACUCUGUGCUAUACAAACAUAGACUAAUUAGUAGAACUGGUUCAAGUUUAGUAGAAACUUCCUUAGCAUCAGUUGUAGCUUUAUGCCUUUAAAUAUGCCAUCAGUGCCACUUUCCGUGUCAAAUGAGUUCCUGUAAUGAGCAGAUAUGUGCUCAGUUUGUUUGAUUCUGAUUUAUACUGUAAAUAUUCUAAGGGAGGAGAUACUAUGAAUAAAUUAGUGUUACUGUGGUGUGCUACGAUAAUUCUUUGUCAUUUGCCUGCUCUAAGCGGUCGGCUGACUUGAAACAGUUUUCUUUACAGCUCAGGUUUAUCAAGUAUGUAUAUUGGCUUUUUAUUUUUCUUGAAAUAAAUCUCUUGAAGUAUUA
Molecule: messenger RNA, 2821 nt
Organism: Trachemys scripta elegans
Lineage: Eukaryota; Metazoa; Chordata; Testudines; Emydidae
Gene: SIKE1
Product: suppressor of IKBKE 1
Exons: 5
Coding region: 166-876 (236 amino acids)
Source: RefSeq, a predicted model, not a curated record